Messenger RNA from Acanthosepion pharaonis, 2709 nucleotides. NCBI's taxonomy places the organism in Eukaryota, Metazoa, Mollusca, Cephalopoda, Sepiida, Sepiidae. The record is from the annotation of a GenBank genome assembly.
AUGUUAGAUAGCAUUACUCUCUUUCGCUAUCUCUUACUCUCUCUACACUUUUCACGCUCCUCUUCUCUCUCUACACUUUUUCUCUCUCUCUCUACUCUCUUUUUCUCUUUCCCAUUCUCUUUUUCUCUCUCCCUUCUCUCAUUUUCUUCCUCUACUAUUUUUUUCUCUCUCCCUAUACUCUGUACUUUUCUCUCUCCCUAUACUCUGUACUUUUCUCUCUCCCUAUACACUGUACUUUUCUCUCUCCCUAUACACUGUACUUUUCUCUCUCCCUAUACACUGUACUUUUCUCUCUCCCUAUACACUGUACUUUUCUCUCUCCCUAUACACUGUACUUUUCUCUCUCCCUAUACACUGUACUUUUCUCUCUCCCUAUACACUGUACUUUUCUCUCUCCCUAUACACUGUACUUUUCUCUCUCCCUAUACACUGUACUUUUCUCUCACUCUCUGUACUCGCCUUUUCUCUCUUUCUCUAUUUACUCUCUAUAUACUCGCCUUUUCUCUCUCUCUCUCUCUACUCGCCUUUUCUCUCUCUCUCUCUCUCUUUUUCUCUCUCUCUCUCUCUACUCCCUUUUCUCUCUCUCUCUCUCUCGCCUUUUCUCUCUCUCUCUCUACUCGCCUUUCUCUCUCUCUCUCUACUCGCCUUUUCUCUCUCUCUCUCUCUACUCGCCUUUUCUCUCUCUCUCUCUACUCGCCUUUUCUCUCUCUCUCUCUCUACUCGCCUUUUCUCUCUCUCUCUCUACUCGCCUUUUCUCUCUCUCUCUCUCUUUUCUCUCUCUCUCUCUCCUUUUCUCUCUCUCUCUACCCCUUUUCUCUCUCUCUCUACUACCUUUUCUCUCUCUCUCUCUACUCGCCUUUUCUCUCUCUCUCUCUACUCUCUUUUUUCUCUCUCUCUCUCUCUCUUUUCUCUCUCUCUCUCUCUACUCUCCUUUCUCUCUCUCUCUCUGCCUUUUCUCUCUCUCUCUACCACCUUUUCUCUCUCUCUCUCUACGCCUUUUCUCUCUCUCUCUCUACUUUUUCUCUCUCUCUCUACUCGCCUUUUCUCUCUCUCUCUAUUUACUCUCUCUCUCUCUCUAUUUACUCUCUCUCUCUCUAUUUACUCUCUCUCUCUAUAUAUAUAUGUGCCUUUUCUCUCUCUAUAUGCUGCUUUUCUCUCUCUCUCCCCCCUGCUCUAUUCUCGCCUUUUCUCUCCCUCUCUCUCCCCUGCUCUAUUCUCGCCUUUUCUCUCCCUCUCUCUCCCCCUGCUCUAUUCUGCCUUUUCUCUCCCUCUCUCUCCCCUGCUCUAUUCUCGCCUUUUCUCUCCCUCUCUCCCCCUGCUCUAUUCUCGCCUUUUCUCUCCCUCUCUCUCCCCCUGCUCUAUUCUCGCCUUUUCUCUCCCUCUCUCUCCCCUGCUCUAUUCUCGCCUUUUCUCUCCCUCUCUCUCCCCUGCUCUAUUCUCGCCUUUUCUCUCCCUCUCUCCCCCUGCUCUAUUCUGCCUUUUCUCUCCCUCUCUCCCCCCUGCUCUAUUCUCGCCUUUUCUCUCCCUCUCUCUCCCCCUGCUCUAUUCUCUUCCUUUUCUCCCCUCUCUCUCCCCUGCUCUAUUCUCGCCUUUUCUCUCCCUCUCUCUCCCCUGCUCUAUUCUCGCCUUUCUCUCCCUCUCUCCCCCUGCUCUAUUCUCGCCUUUUCUCUCCUCUCUCCCCCCUGCUCUAUUCUCGCCUUUUCUCUCCCUCUCUCUCCCCCUGCUCUAUUCUCGCCUUUUCUCUCCCUCUCUCUCCCCCUGCUCUAUUCUCGCCUUUUCUCUCUCUCUGCUCUCUUUUUUUUUUUUUUUUAUCUCUCUCAGCAGCAUAUCAUGCCAACCAUUCUUUCUUCUCUUUUUGACACGGCUUUCUCUUCUUUCUGUCAGAAUCACUUUGGAAAUUUGUUAUUUCUCUAUUUUCCCACACUUCUCUCUGAAUCACUGAUCCAUUUUCUUUUUACUCUCUUUGCCCUUUAUUUCUUACAUUCCUUUCAAUAUAUUUUCUACAUUUUAUUUGUAUCUUUUUCUGUCUUUUUCAAGGUCCCUUUUCAUAUUCUUUCUUCUUGCAUACUUUUUACUCUCUUCUCUCACUGUCUUUUAUUUCUUCAUCAAUUAUUUUUCCUCCUUCUCCUCUCACUCUCUUUACCGUUUUCUCUUACUCUCUUUUCCUCUCUUCCGUUUUCUCUUACUCUCUUUUCCUCUCUUCCGUUUUCUCUUACUCUCUUUUCCUCUCUUCCGUUUUCUCUUACUCUCUUUUCCUCUCUUUUCCGUCUUCUCUUACUCUCUUUUCCUCUCUUUUCCGUCAUCUCUUACUCUCUUUUCCUCUCUUUUCCGUCUUCUCUUACUCUCUUUUCCUCUCUUUUCCGUCUUCUCUUACUCUCUUUUCCUCUCUUUUCCGUCUUCUCUUACUCUCUUUUCCUCUCUUUUCCGUCAUCUCUUACUCUCUUUUCCUCUCUUUUCCGUUUUCUCUUACUCUCUUUUCCUCUCUUUUCCGUUUUCUCUUACUCUCUUUUCCGUUUUCUCUUACUCUCUUUUCCGUUUUCUCUUACUCUCUUUUCCGUUUUCUCUUACUCUCUUUUCCUCUCUUUUCCGUUUUCUCUUACUUUCUCUUCCUCUCUUUUUCCUCUUACUCAUUCAGCCCUCCUCUUCCUUUAUUUAAUUUUCUCUGAACUGGUCCAUUAUUUCCCAUUUCCCCAAUUUUUGUUUAUGUAG